Ambispora leptoticha is the source of this 490-nucleotide messenger RNA. NCBI's taxonomy places the organism in Eukaryota, Fungi, Glomeromycota, Glomeromycetes, Archaeosporales, Ambisporaceae. The record is from the annotation of a GenBank genome assembly.
AUGACAUUAACAACAGUGACGACAACACGAAACAGAACACACUCCUCGAUACGAGCGAUUAAAUUAGUAAAAGGACAUUUAUCAUUCCUAUUAACAUUACUAAUAUUCUCGAAUAUAACAACAAUAACCAUAAAUGCUCAAGGGCUCGAUAACAUACCGUUGCUUGCUGCCCACUCGGCCGCAAUGGUUAAAAACAAUAUGGUGAUAUUUGGUGGAAUUGAGAUUUCAAAUGGGAUUGGAGACAUAUAUAACAAUUAUAGCGUAGGUGGCACGAACCAACUUUAUGUAUGGAAUGCGGAUGCGCAUCAGUGGUCUGCUCCGAAAGUACAGGGUUCGAUACCUUUAGCGCAAAAAUUUGCUCCGGCUGUGACAACCCAAAGUGAUAAUAUAAUAAUGGUGCAACUGACAAAUGCUAAUAGUGCAGCAGAGAGUCUUGUCAAACUUGAUACAUCAGGUUGGACUUGGGUUACAGCACCACCAGCUCCGCCAU